AUGCAAGCGGACCUGUCAAACGGAGAAUCCCUUCGGGCCUUGCAGGAGGGCAUUUUGCCGCAGUUCUUCGGGAUCGCAGCAAGCGCGCCGCGAGUGCCUUCCCUUUUUCUACCCUCCAGUAUUCCUGAGACGGCUCCGCCACAAAGUUCCAUCACACAGAGUGACACGCUAGCGCACUUUCAGCAGCGGAGCGUCUACACAGCCCCCCGUGGCGCCCCCUCUGCCGUCCCUAUCAGGGGAGAUGUUUUGCUCCGAAGGGAAGAGAUGGAUUUAUGGGACGCUCAACUGCAGGCUCUCGAGCUUAGAUGCCAGAAGACGGGCGACCUUUUGCGCCAGAAAACGGCAGAGGCUGCGGCAAACCAUAAGAAAUGGCUUCAGGAACGCCGGACAAAUGAUGCACAGCGAGAACUGGAGGACGAAAAAGACAAACUGGGGCGCCUGCACAAGGACAAGAAAGACUUGGCCGAGACAAUCGAAGACGACAGAGCCAAAGCAGUGUCUAAGGUCAAGGCGUACAAAAAGAACCUAAAGGGAAUGGGCGAUCUUCAGAGCUCUCUAACUGACGAACUUGCAGCUGCCCGUCUGGCAAAGAAAGAAGCAAAAGACCUCUUCCGGCAACAACUCUCGAGCAUUCAGAAGGAGCAAGAGGCUCUGAGAGAAGAGGCCGCACAACACCGGAGCGUCGUUCAGGGUUGGAUGGAGAAAGUCACCGAACUCCGGCAGGAGGGUGACGCACUUAUGGCUUCUCAUGCAUUUCUAUACUGCACAAGAGCCGCGCGUUGGCACCACGCCUACACACAUCACUUCUAUCUGGAGGAGAGUCUGAAGCGACUCGGCACGGUCGACUCUGCCAUCCAGAUGGAAACUGAAUCUGAGCAAAUAAUGCUGCGUCCUGGGAAUCUUCCUGCAGAUCGAUGGAGCAGAAAUGGAGAACCGACGGCUGCGGUGAGUCUGCUAGCCACUUAG
Molecule: messenger RNA, 966 nt
Organism: Besnoitia besnoiti
Lineage: Eukaryota; Apicomplexa; Conoidasida; Eucoccidiorida; Sarcocystidae
Exons: 8
Coding region: 1-966 (321 amino acids)
Source: RefSeq, a predicted model, not a curated record